GGAAGUAUGAACAAGGAUUCUGUGUCUCUGAUGCUGCUUACUCUGGGGAGAAGUCUCAGGGAGAUGGGCUACGUACUUUCUGUCUUUGCAUUAGGAGAUGGAGAAGCUCGCACAUUAUGGGAAAAUAUUGAUUUCCAUGUGUCAGUUUUGGGUUCUGAUCAUGCAAUCUUGAUUGACUGGACAAGCUUUGAAGGUGUCUUGUUUAGCUCCCUUGAAGCGAAAAGAGUUAUCUCAAGUUUAAUGCAAGAUCCUUUUAGGUCCGUACCACUUAUAUGGCUUAUUCAGGAGGGUAACCUUAGCAAGCGCCUUUCCUCAUAUAUAGCCUCGGGGAACGAAGAUCUUAUCUCUGGGUGGAGAAGUGCUUUCAGUAGGGCAAACGUUGUGGUGUUUUCAGAUUUCUCUCUACCACUGCUGUACACUUCAUUGGAUAGUGGAAACUUUUACGUGAUUCCUGGAUCUCCAGCUGAUGUCUGGUCGGCAAAGAGGUACAUCACAUCUCAUUCUCGGCUUGCUUUACGGGAAAAGUAUGGAUUCAACGAGGAUGAUCUAAUAAUUACUGUUAUGGGGAGUUAUUUUUUCUACGAUGAUAUGCCAUGGAGCUAUGCUGCUAGCAUGCUAACACAACAGUUUAUGAAAAUUACGAGAAUAAAGGACCUUGGAGGAAAAUUAAAUUUUGCUUUCUUGUGUGGGAACACAACAGAUUCUCUUAGUUCUGAUUUUCAGGAGCUUGCUUCACGUAUGAGCUUUCCUCUUGAUUCUGUACAGCAUUAUGGCAUGGAUACUGAUGUGAAUGGUGCCAUAAUGAUUUCUGAUAUAGUCCUUUAUUGGUCCUUCCAAGAGGAGCAGAAUUUUCCUCCACUUUUAGUGCGCGCCAUGUCUUUCCAAAUCCCAAUCAUUGUUCCUGAUUUUUCUAUCAUAACUAAAUAUGUUAAUGAUAAAAUCCAUGGUCUUGUUUUCUGCCCUCAAGAUAUAGACAGCUUGGCAAGUGCUUUCUUACUUCUUAUAGAAGAUAAAAGGCUGUCAACGAUGGCAUAUUCAGUUGCUAACGAGGGGAGGUUAUUGGCUGAAAAUAUGUUUGCUUCUGAUUGUAUCAUUGAUUUUGCAAUUCUUCUAGAAAGGAUGCUACACUUUCCAUCUGAUUCAUUCCUUCCAGAGUCCGUUUCUCAAAUUAAGCAACGAACAUGGGCAUGGGAUUUGCUUGGCAAUGAAAAUGAUCAAAACAAUCGUUUUCAACAUCAGGGUUCAUGGAACUUUUCUGCAAUCCAGGACGAAAGAGUACCUGAUAAAUCUCAAAUAUGUCCCCAAGUUAUUAAUGAGUCUGCCUCACUGGUCUAUCCCACUCAACUUGAUUGGAAUGAUCUCAGCCAGAUGGAAAUUGCUGAAGAUUUUGAGAGACAGGAAAUGGAGGAGAUUGCAGAAAGGAUGGAAAGAGAUUUGGGAUCUUGGGAGGAUGUAUAUCGGAAUGCCAAAAAGUCUGAAAAGCUUAGAUUUGAAGUUAAUGAGCGUGAUGAAGGUGACCUAGAAAGGACUGGACAGUCAUUGUGUAUUUAUGAAAUUUAUAAUGGACAAGGAAUAUGGCCAUUUCUACACCAUGGCUCUCUAUUUCGUGGUAUAAGUCUUUCUAGAAGUGCUCGAAGGCCAAGAUCAGAUGAUGUGGAUGCAGUUAGUCGGCUUCCAAUUUUGAAUGAUUCUUAUUACAAAGACAUUCUUUGUGAAUUUGGUGCCAUGUUUUCCAUUGCUAAUAAAGUGGAUAACAUUCACAAAAUACCAUGGAUUGGUUUUCAAUCGUGGCAUACUUCAGGAAAGAAUGUUGCCUUAUCUGCCAGGGCUGAAAAAGUACUAGAGAAUGCAAUAUUAGAUUCAAACAAAGGGGAUGCUAUUUUUUAUUGGGUGUUGUUGGAGAUGGACUGGAAGGAUGUAAAAGGAAAUAUAAAUGCUGAUUUUUGGUCAUUGUGUGAUGUUAAGAAUGCUGGAAAAUGCAGAACUGCUUUCGAGAGUGCAUUCAGAUCCAUGUAUGCGAUUCCCCUUCAAAUCUCAAGCUUGCCGCCAAUGCCAUCUGAUGGUGGCCAGUGGUCUACUCUUCACAGCUGGGUGAUGCCAACAUCCUCAUUUCUGGAAUUCAUCAUGUUCUCAAGAAUAUUUGUUGAUUCACUUGAUAGCUUGUUCCAAAAUGCGAACUACAGCUCUGAUUCUUGUUUCCUUGGAAUUUCUGAGCUAGAGAGAAGUCACUGCUAUUGCCGUCUACUGGAAGUUCUUGUGAAUGUCUGGGCUUAUCAUAGUGGCAGACGAAUGUUUUACCUGGAACCAAACUCCGGCAAUCUUGAAGAAAAUCAUCCCAUCGGUGAACGGACAAUGUGGGCGAAAUAUUUCAGCCCUGCAUUGAUUAAAAACAUGGAUGAGGAUUUGGCAGAGGAAGCUGAUGACAAAAUGCAUUCUAAUGGAAGAUGGCUCUGGCCUUUAACUGGAGAAGUGCAUUGGCAGGGGAUACUGGACAGAGAAAGGGAGGAUAGAUACAGGAAAAAGAUGGAGAAGAAAAGGAAAAUUAAGGAAAAGUUAUUAGAUAGGCAUAAGUAUGGAUACAAACAGAAAGCUCUAGGAAUUCCCUAGUCUAUAUUGGUAUAUAAAUGAAAAAAUUUUGUUAGGAUAUUUUCAUGGAUCUGCUAUCAUAUUCUUUCCCACAGUUAGCUCUUACCUCUGAAAAGAAUUUAGGUAAUUUACUUCCUAUAUGCUGUAAUUUCCUAUUAAUUUAUUUCUAUUUCUUUUAAUUAUAUUUCUUUUAUCAGCUAAACAGCAAAAAAAUCAUCAUUUUUAUAUUUCUCAUUUUAACUGACGCUAGUGUACUUGGUGUACAUUCAAAUUUUCUAUAAGAAGUUACUCUCGAAAUGGGAGCGUUUAAGCA
Messenger RNA from Dendrobium catenatum, 2899 nucleotides. RefSeq lists its product as uncharacterized. The transcript is spliced from 13 exons. The record is from RefSeq and is a predicted model, not a curated record. NCBI's taxonomy places the organism in Eukaryota, Viridiplantae, Streptophyta, Magnoliopsida, Asparagales, Orchidaceae. Bases 7 to 2607 code for a protein of 866 amino acids. Gene Ontology annotation, molecular function: glycosyltransferase activity.